Molecule: messenger RNA, 4272 nt
Organism: Austrofundulus limnaeus
Lineage: Eukaryota; Metazoa; Chordata; Actinopteri; Cyprinodontiformes; Rivulidae
Gene: tdrd7a
Product: tudor domain containing 7 a
Exons: 21
Coding region: 18-3644 (1208 amino acids)
Source: RefSeq, a predicted model, not a curated record
UAUUUUGUCUUGUCAAGAUGUUGGAUAGCGAGUCCAUACAGAAAAUGCUGAGGUCCGUCCUCAUGUCAAGCAAGACUGGUGUAUCUAUUAACAACAUCCAGUGUGAGUACCGCUCCUUUUGCGGAGACAUGAUUCCACUGAGGAAGCUGGGCUUCUCAACUCUGGAGGACUACCUCAGGAGCAUCCCCUCUGUAGUGAGGCUGGAGUACCGCAUGGGUGAGCUACGAUGCUUUGCCUCAGUGAGCGAGGAAACGGCGCACAUUGCUGAGCUGGUGGCCAAACAGAAGAACUCCAAGAAAUCUGGUCGCUCUCAAGUUGUCAACUGCAAGAUGAGAUUCAAACCUUCCAAUCCCUACAUGCUUAAUGUCACACCAAGGUCCUCUCUCCGCCAACCAUCAGCUGGAAGGAGUUCCAACUGGUCUCGAUUCCAUGUAGUCAACAGAGGGAGCAGCGCCGCAGGAGAUUUUAGUCUUUUUGUUUUCCCCAACACCAGGCAGGCAGACCACAAGUUAAGUUCCAUGACUCCUGUUGAACAUAGAGAUCCGCCUGCUCAACCUGCUGUAAAACAGAAUAUCAUAGCCAACAGAAAAACGUCACCCAACCUGAACAACUAUUCUUCAGACAUUCAUCUUGAAAAAGUUUCUGCAUCCAGUGAAUCCCAGAAUACUCUUUAUGAUGUGGAGUUGGUGCAGAGCAGACUGAAGCAGCUUCUGGAGAAGUACUCCUCUGGACUGUGGGUGUCCAAACUGCCUGAGGUCUAUAAUCAAAUGUUCGGCCAGAAGCUUCAUCCUCAGGUGCUCCUAAAUAUGGAGAAGUGGACAGACCUGUGCUCGAUGGAGAAACCUUCCAUCACCAACAGAGCUGACAGGCUUGUGUACCCUCCUCUACCUUCAAAGCCUUUAACAAGCUCUUUCAAAAACACCGUCCCGUCUUCAGGAUUACGUUUAGAUUCAACACCAGUGUCUUCCCCUCCCACCACUCCUGAACAGAAUUCUGAAAUUCUGUCGCCUUUUGCUGUUCCUAAAACUAGAGCUUCCCCCAAAAGCCCAUUGGCUAUGCCCACCUUCAUUUUUCCUCCACCGCCUGCUUCAGGGCAUGUCUCGCCACCUGUGACAUUACAAAGCCCUGCCCACAAGCCCAGUCUGACUCCACGUUUUCAAUCUGUCAGUCCUGCAGUCAACCGCAAAAUUGGCUCUAAAGGGGAUCACAAUUUGUCAAAAGUUACCCAAAACCGAAACACUCCCUCGUUAGCCCCCACUUGGUCUUGCCUUGGAUCAACCGACGCUGCCAAGAAGACGUCUUCUAUUCAACCGAACCAGGAUAUUUUACCUCUUUUGAAAGUUACCUUCUCCUCUGCUCCUUGUCCUCCCUCCAAACCUGCUGUUGUAGUGUCAUCUGAGGUGCGUCAGAAAAUAAAGGAACUCCUCUCCAAGUAUAGUCAGGGUCUGUGGGCCCAUGCUCUACCAAAGCUUUUUAUGGACGCAUACAAGAUGCAAUUCCCUGAACAGAUUCUGGACAACUUGGCUCUUUUGUGUGAUAUAUGUACUGUGGAGUACCCCUUGCCACGCGACAAAAAGAAGGCGAUUUUGUACAACUCAAACAGAGGAGACAUGAACGUCACAGACAGCCCAGAAAUCCAGCAGUGCAGGAGCAACCCUCUCCCUUCUGGUUUGGAGGUUGUGGGUUCUGUUGUUCCUCCACGUUUGACUCUUCCCUCUGAGCAGUACCCCUCAGUGCUGGUGACUGAGGCUAAGAGCAGUAAUGCUGUUACUGUAAGGUAUGUAGGUGAAAACUACUCCAAUACCCAGGAAGCCAUGGAGGAUGUCAUGCAGACAUUUUACAGCAAAAACAAACAGACUGUAACUAACCCUGUCAUCGGUCAGCUGGUGGCUGUCAGAGGGGAAGAUGGAGAAGAGAUGGCCAGAGCGCAGGUGAUGGAUGUCACAAACCCUGACAAGAUCAAGGUAUUCUACGUGGAUUAUGGCUUCUCUGUGGAGACGAGUGUGGCUAAUCUGCAUGAGCUGCAUCAGGACUUCCUCUCUCUGCCUUUCCAAGCUACUAAUGUCAGACUUGCAGGCCUGGAGGCGUUCAGCUCCCAUUCUCUGUUGCUGUCCUUGUUGGAUAAGUUGGCAGUUGGAAAGAUCCUGCUGAUGGAAACAUUACCUUCAUGUCCACAGAAUGAAAUGCCUCAAGCUGUUCUUUAUGACACGUCUCAAGAUGAAGACAUCAACAUUAACACCUUGUGCCUGAAGUCUCUGUGGGACAUGACGAUGAACAACCCGCUCUCUUUAAAUGUUACCUAUCAGGAUGUGUGCAUCUCAAGCGUGUGCGCUGAUGGAACCAUUUUCUGUCAGCUGCCUUCCCGAGGAACUGCCAGGCUGAGGAAGUUGCUUGAAGAAGUAGAUGCAUAUUUCACCUCUCAGAUGGCGUUUGAGUCCCUUGUUUCCAGACCUUUCACUGGCAAGUUCUGUUUAGCCUGCUACAAAGGAAAGUGGGCCAGAGCAGAGCUGACCAACAUGUAUGGCAACAGAGUGAUGGAGAUUCUCUUCAUGGACUUCGGGGUGUCUGCAACCGUUGAAGUCACCGAUCUUCGAGAGAUUCCCCUUCUUUUUUUGAAAGCUUUGGUUGUCAUUCCACCACAGACUAUUAAAUGUCAACUGGCUGACAUCACUGUCCCAGGAGGAGGCUGGAGCCAUGAAACCAUUCUGUGGUUGAAUGAGGCCAUGCUGGGAAAAGAAGACUGCAAAAUGAAGAUCUCUAAUCUAAAAGAGUAUAAGGGGGAGAAGGUGGUCUGUAUGUACCUGUUCGUCGGUGGUGACGGCCAGGAGCUGCACGAGAGCAUCAACCAUCAGUUGGCCCAGUGGGAGCUGAGGCAGAAACUGACCACUGACAGCAGCAUCGUGGAUACAGGUCACACUUCUAUGGUGGAGAGGUUGACUCUAAAGAGCUCAUUCCCAAACCCUGUUAACAACACAUCACAGCUACGUGAGAAAGAAGUGCAUGCACCCAUCAAAACUGAGACGCAGCCGCUCUCAUGGCCUCCUCUGCUGAAUCUCCCUCAGCCUGGCCAGAACAUGGAUGUGUUUGUGCCAGUGGUCUGCCACCCGGGUUACUUUGUGGUCCAGCUCUGGCAGUCCCUGCAUAAGCUGGUGGUGUUGAUGGGAGAAAUGGUUCUUCACUACAACCAGAUGGAGAAUACCAGCAGAGCUGUAAACAUCCAGAAAGGAGAGGUGUACGCUGCCAAAAUAGACAAGAAUUGGCACCGUGUGCAGGUGAAGGCGGUCCUGGCCAACGGACUGGUUAACGUCUAUGAGCUGGAUUACGGUAAACAUGAGCUGGUCCACAGCACUGUCAUCCAGCCUCUGAUAGAGGAGUUCAGACAGCUCCCCUUCCAGGCUGUUGCUGCACAGCUGGCAGGUGUGGAGCAUCGCCACUGGUCAGAGGAGGCUUCCAUGUUGUUCAGGAGUCAUGUGGAGAAGAAGGCGCUGGUAGCACAGGUAGAGAGCGUGCGCGAUGUGUCGGAGAUUAAAGGUGAGCUGUGGGAGCGCAGGUUGACGGUUUACCUGGUGGACACUUCACUGAAGGAGGACCUGUGGAUUCACAGCAUCAUGGCUGACAUCAGAGAUCUGUCUUCAGCUGCGUAGGAUGUUCACACGCACACCUAUCAGAGAUGGCAGCGAUUUAAACACACCGUUUCUGGUUUUCUUUAUUCUGCUACCUCCAAAUUAAACAUUUAUUCGAUCUUUGAUUUAUGAUUCAGAACAUAGUGAGUUGUUUAAAAGUUAUGCUCUUGACUUACAUUGCAUGUAACAGUUGUAUGUUAUGGGAAAGAAAACUUUAUUGGCUUAUAUGCAUAAACAGUUUUUUUUUUCCUAAUUUGUGUCAAAUGUGUGCUGCAUGUACGGCUGGCUGCUUUCCUGCUUAAUGUUUUGUUGUAUUUAAGGGCUUUUUAUAUGAUUUCUGUAUAAGUCUACCCCUUAAAUUACUGUGUUAUUGUACAUAGUCUUCAAAUAUUCACUAGUUUGUGCAUGUUGGUUUUGCUGUUGUGGAGUUUUAUUUUUUAUUUUUAUUUUUUACUUGAAACUCUUUAGAGCACAUAGUGGUUUUUUUUUUUUUUUUUUUUUUUGUGCGAAUCUUCUAAAGCUUAAGCUCCAAACUGAAGCCAAGCCUAGGAAGAUUUAGCUGUCAUUCCAGCUAAAACAUUAAUGUAAAAUAUUUUUCAACUUGUUUUUGGAGUGGGGGAAAAAUAAUAAACUACCGUUCUUUGCAGAA